AUUCGUCCCCCGUUUCAAUCGUCCCGGUUGUAGGCUAGGCUACCUAUUCUUCGUUUUUAAUUCUACAUAGUUUUUAGACGAAUUUCCCAUUCACCAUGAAUUUGUGAGAUAAACCUUGAGGUUACCUUCAAAACUCCCAUUAAGAGUUUUCAAAUUGGUGACACUGACGGGGAUGACUAGAGACAUCGUUUGUGUUUUUAACCUGAUAACCGUAGCAGGGCUUUGUGGAAACGAGUGUUUUCGUUUGCCCUAAAGUGUAUGAUCAACAGAGACAGAGGGGCUGAGCACAGCAACGUUUACUGUAUAUUCAUCCUUCAGACGAGCUGGCACCUGAAUGUGAGGUUUUACGAACGAGUUCAGGAUAAGAGUCAUUCCUUUUUGGAAAGAUCACUGGAAUCCAGUAUUGUUUUUCAGCCAUGUCCCUUGUUUACAAACAUUUCCCUGGAUGAUUAUGAUACAAUCCUCAAAUUCCUCGAAUUCCAAUUUCACUUGAAGAGCAUCAUUGGUGAUUGCAUUCUUCAAUCAUCUGGUUGUGCUCAUGAAGCAGCCUGCAAUGUCCAGGGAGCAUAUGGAUGCCAUGAGUGACUUUUCUUUGAUGUGUCUUCACUGCUGAAACGUUCAGUUUGAUGAAAAGUGAUCAUAAAGUACUCUCCAAGUAUGGCCCUAUCUAAUCUCACAGAUCCAUCUACGCCUGAGGUCACUGAAGUCCCUGGCAGUAAAAUUGUCCUCUCCUUGACCCUGUCUGUAUUGGCAGUGCUCACCAUUGCCAUCAACUCCUUGGUUAUCACUGCCAUUAUUGUCACUCGUAAGUUGCACCACCCAGCCAACUAUCUCAUCGGUUCUUUGGCGGUCACCGACUUGCUGGUGGCCAUCUUAGUCAUGCCCUUCAGCAUUGCAUAUAUUGUCACAGAGCACUGGAUCAUGGGUCAGGUGGUGUGUGGCAUCUGGCUGGCUGUGGACAUCACCUGCUGCACCUGCUCCAUCCUGCAUCUGGCAGCCAUUGCUGUAGAUCGGUACUGGGCCAUCACGGAUGCCGUGGCCUACUCUCACAAGAGAACACCUACACGUGCUGCCAUCAUGAUAGUCAUGGUAUGGGUGCUGUCUGUCCUCAUUUCCUUGCCCCCUGUACUUUUGAGGCAACAUGAGAACAGUAAUAUGACUUCUGACAUUAAGGAAUCACAUGAACAGUGUCUUAUAAAACACAGCAUUGGCUUUGCCAUCUACUCCACAUUUGGGGCUUUUUAUAUUCCUCUUCUACUCAUCGUCAUCUUAUACUAUAAAAUCUACCAUGCCGCUAAGAGUCUAUAUGAAAAACGAGGUGCCAUCCGGAUCAGAAAACAGGCAAUGAAUGGACAUACUUUGCCCGCGUGCAGAGACAGAGAGCCACACGGUCAUAAAACCCUUAGUCCACCUGAGAAGUCCUUCUCAGACCUUUCCACAGAAGUCGAGCGGGUUCAUAUCACCCCUAAAAGCUCACACCUUGUACCUCGUCACAAGAAGUCUAGCACACACCGCAUCUCUGGGAGAAGGGAGAGGAAAGCCGCCACCACUCUGGGCCUCAUCCUGGGAGCAUUUAUCAUCUGUUGGCUGCCCUUCUUUGUCCAUGAAGUGAUUGUCAACACCUGUGGUCCCUGUCAGACAUCUGGAGAGUUGGCCAACUUCCUGACAUGGCUGGGCUACUUGAACUCACUCAUUAACCCUCUCCUAUACACCAUCUUUAAUGAGGACUUCAAAAAGGCCUUUCAAAAGCUCAUUUGGUGUAGCCAGUCCCUUAGCAUUGAAAAGUCACAGUCUCAGUUGGAAUAGUAAGACAUACGCACAAAGCAGAAAAAAAAUGGAAUGACACUUAACACAUAAGCUUACCAAAUCCAAGUGAGAUCUAUGUUGGAAUGAAUACAUGCCAUCAGAAUGGUGCUAAAGUUGAUCAAUAUGCAUAUAAAUUGAGUACUAUCUUAAUACCUUAUUAUGCGAAGGAACAAAGUGUAUCAAAGUGCACUGGGUAUGGAUGUGAAAUGAUUAUCUGAUAUUGCUAUCAAAUAACUGGACAAGAAUGCACAAUAACAUCACAAUCAUUUGAUAAUUGUAAAACAUUUGUCUCCACCGUUCAUUAUGAUGAUAUACUACAGAAUGUAGUUGUUUAACUUCAUUUUGUUGCAUGAAAUUAGACAUGUUAUAAAUAAACUAAGAUUAACUGAGAUGGGUUGGAGUUCAUUGCCUAGGCAAAUGUGUUUACCGAGGUGCUAAAGGACAUGCAGUUUGCAAUGUAAAACUAUGAGGUCACAUACAGUAUCAAGCUACAGUACACACAUAAGAGGCAAAUUCAAGCAAAUAAAAAGUGAUACCAGACACAUU
Alosa sapidissima (American shad) is the source of this 2352-nucleotide messenger RNA. It is a transcript of the gene htr1fa, whose product is annotated as 5-hydroxytryptamine (serotonin) receptor 1Fa. The record is from RefSeq and is a predicted model, not a curated record. NCBI's taxonomy places the organism in Eukaryota, Metazoa, Chordata, Actinopteri, Clupeiformes, Clupeidae. Gene Ontology annotation, biological process: adenylate cyclase-activating adrenergic receptor signaling pathway. Gene Ontology annotation, cellular component: plasma membrane. Gene Ontology annotation, molecular function: G protein-coupled serotonin receptor activity. The transcript has 4 exons. The coding region runs from base 658 to 1806 and encodes 382 amino acids.